Messenger RNA from Opisthocomus hoazin, 1323 nucleotides. NCBI's taxonomy places the organism in Eukaryota, Metazoa, Chordata, Aves, Opisthocomiformes, Opisthocomidae. The record is from RefSeq and is a predicted model, not a curated record.
GAGGAAUCAAAGAUGAACUUGGAGCAGGAGAGGCCUUUUGUCUGCAGUGCCCCAGGCUGCUCGCAGCGUUUUCCAACAGAGGAUCAUCUGAUGAUUCACAGGCACAAACAUGAAAUGACUUUGAAGUUUCCUUCAAUAAAAGCAGAUAAUAUGUUAUCAGAUCAGACUCCUACACCAACACGCUUUCUGAAGAACUGUGAGGAAGUGGGCCUCUUCAACGACAUCGAUUGCUCCCUAGAGCACGAGUUCAGAAAGGCACAAGAAGAAGAGAACAACAAAAGGAAUAUCUCCAUGCAUAACACAGUUGGAGGAGCAAUGGCAGGACCUGGAUCUCACCAGCUGACAAAUACAAGGAUGCCAAACCACGACACCAGCGUUGUGAUUCAACAAGCCAUGCCGUCUCCACAGUCCAGUUCGGUCAUUACGCAAGCACCUUCCACAAAUCGACAGAUUGGGCCUGUCCCAGGGUCUCUGUCUUCACUACUGCACCUACACAACCGACAAAGACAGCCUAUGCCUGCCUCUAUGCCUGGCACCCUGCCCAACCCUACCAUGCCUGGAUCUUCUGCUGUACUCAUGCCUAUGAAGGGACAAAUGUCAAUGAACUCCAACAUCAUGGGGAUGCAGGGGCCGAACCUCAAUAAUCCGUGUGCUUCACCUCAAGUCCCUCCAAUGCAUUCAGAAGCCAAAAUGAGAUUGAAGGCAGCGCUGACUCAUCAUCCUGCUGCCAUGUCGAAUGGGAAUAUGAACACCAUGGGCCACAUGAUGGAAAUGAUGAGCUCGCGGCAGGACCAGACGCCACACCAUCAUAUGCACUCACAUCCUCAUCAGCACCAGACGCUGCCACCUCAUCACUCAUACCCGCAUCAGCACCAGCAUCCGGCGCACCAUCCUCAUCCUCAGCCUCACCACCAGCAGAAUCAUCCCCACCACCAUUCCCACUCGCACCUUCACGCGCACCCGGCACAUCACCAGACCUCGCCGCACCCGCCGCUGCACUCCGGCGGACAAGCACAGGUUUCGCCAGCGGCGCAGCAGAUGCAGCCCACGAACGAGGUUUCCAUGCUGAAAAAUGAGGUAGCACAGCUGAAACAGUUAUUGCUAACACAUAAAGACUGUCCGAUAACAGCUAUGCAGAAAGAAUCGCAAGGAUAUCUAAGUCCCGAGAGCAGUCCUCCCGCGAGCCCGGUCCCAGCUUGCUCCCAGCAGCAGGUCAUCCAGCACAACACCAUCACGACCUCCUCGUCCGUCAGCGACGUCGUGGGAAGCUCCACUCUUACCCAGCUCGCCAGCCACAGAACAGACAUCAACCCCAUCCUUUAA